Messenger RNA from Sceloporus undulatus (fence lizard), 1415 nucleotides. RefSeq names its product purinergic receptor P2X 5 (gene P2RX5). The transcript has 10 exons. Gene Ontology annotation, cellular component: nuclear inner membrane; plasma membrane. Gene Ontology annotation, molecular function: ATP binding; extracellularly ATP-gated monoatomic cation channel activity; purinergic nucleotide receptor activity. The record is from RefSeq and is a predicted model, not a curated record. Gene Ontology annotation, biological process: monoatomic cation transmembrane transport; response to ATP. Bases 174 to 1250 code for a protein of 358 amino acids. NCBI's taxonomy places the organism in Eukaryota, Metazoa, Chordata, Lepidosauria, Squamata, Phrynosomatidae.
GAAACGAUGGAGCAACGUGGUGCGACGAGAGACAGAUUUUCAUGCUGAGCACGCGAGAGGCUUAUUUCUCCUGCCGGGAUGGCAGUGUCAUUCAAUUUCUGAAAUUUUAAUGUCCCUCUUUCUCUCCUCCUUCUUCCUUCAGAUGCGCAGCUGAUGCUGAGCCAGCCAGAAGGAUGGGGCAGAUCGCCUGGAAAGCCCUCUGCGUCUCGCUGUUCGAUUACAAAACGGAGAAGUAUGUCAUCGCCAAAAACAAGAAAGUGGGCAUCCUCUACCGGGUGGUCCAGCUCUCCAUCAUGGCCUACAUUGUGGGGUGGGUCUUUGUGGUCAAGAAAGGGUACCAAGAUGUGGACACCUCCAUCCAGAGCUCCGUCAUCACCAAGGUCAAAGGAGUGGCUUUCACCAACACCUCGGAGCUGGGCGAGAGGCUGUGGGAUGUCGCGGACUACGUCAUUCCCCCGCAGGGCGAAAGCGUCUUCUUCAUCAUGACCAACCUGAUCGUCACGCUGAACCAGCGGCAAGACACCUGCGCGGAGAGCAUUGGCAUUCCAGAUGCCCUGUGUUACCACAACAGCGAUUGCCCGCGCGGGGAAGCCGUAGUCGCCGGCAAUGGGGUGAAGACGGGGCGCUGUUUGAAAGAUGGCAUCGGCCGGAGCGGGACAUGCGAAAUAUUAGCCUGGUGCCCUGUGGAGAAGAAAGGCAAACCCAAGAAACCUCUUCUGGCCCAUGCCGAGAAUUUCACUGUUUACAUCAAGAACUCGAUUCGCUUCCCACGGUUUAAAUUCUCCAAGACCAACGUCCUCGACACCAAAGACGACAACUACCUGAAAAGCUGCCGCUACGGACCCGAACAUCCCUACUGCCCCAUUUUCCCUCUGGGAACCCUGGUUCAGUGGGCUGGGAGCAACUUUCAGGAAAUGGCGUCGGAGGGCGGUGUAAUCGGAAUCCAGAUCGAGUGGAACUGCGACCUCGAUAAAGCGCCCUCCGAAUGCAACCCGCACUAUUCUUUUAGCCGCCUGGAUAACAGGUUUGCGACGAAAUCCAUCUCGUCUGGAUACAACUUUAGGUUUGCCAAGUAUUAUCGGGACUCGGAUGGAGUUGAUUUCCGCACGCUGAUCAAAGCCUACGGGAUCCGCUUUGACGUCAUGGUCAAUGGGAAGGCGGGGAAAUUUAACAUCAUCCCGACGAUAAUCAACGUGGGAUCAGGCCUUGCCUUGAUGGGGGCGGUAAGGCAGUUUUGCAUUGUCCUAUAAUACAUCCUUUAAACCAGGGCUGAGCACACAGAGGCCCAGUGGCCACAUUUGGCCCUCCUAGAAUCGCCUAACUCCAUAUUUUUGGUGGUUUCUCAGCUUUUGUAUCGGUUCUUCCCAAUUCUGAGUUGAUGGCAUGCUUCCCCAGUGAGGCAAAAGCUUCAUCCG